AUGAGUACUAAUUGUUUAGACUUAAUGGACCUACUCAAUAUAAACUAAAUGGAAACAAAUGAUUACCUAUUAUUAAGCUAAAAAAAACACCAAAGGAAUCCAUCUCAUUUAAAUAAAUCUUUUGCUCCAUCAAAUAAAACCAUUUCUACCAGAUAAUAUUCUUAAUUAAGUUAACGAAAAUAAACUAUUGAAACUGGUUAUCGUAGCAUUGCUUAUUCAUCAUAAAUUUAAAGGGUUCAAUAAUCUAAAUAAAACCAUAGAUCAAUUUCAUUAGUUCCAAAUAUGAAUUAAAUGCAUUUGUCUUUUGAAAAAAUGGAAUUUAAAAUGAAUAAAUUUUAAUUGUCCUAACCUGAAGCAAUUGAACAAAAGUACAUGAUUACAGGAUUUUUGUAAAUGAGUAAAGAUUAUUAAGCUAUUAUUUAAAUUAUCAAUAAUCAGAUGUACGAUCUAAAUACUACUUUACUCUAAUAAUCUAGUCAUAAGAAAGAUGAUUUAGAAUUUUAAAUAGAUUCAUAUUUUUAGAAAAAUUUUGAUUUGUUGUCUGCUAAAGUUUUAGAAUUUUAUAAAAUAAAAGAAUGUUUUUAUAGAUUCAUAAGGAUGGGAAUACAAGUAUUUUUUUAAUUCAUAAUUAGGAACCAUAUCAUUAAAGAGUUUUAAAGAAAAUUGAGAUUUUAGAAAAGUAGAAUUUCUUAUUUGAAUAUUUUCAAAUUUAUUUGGAAUUAUUCAAAUUUAUGAAACUAAAUUCUUUUGAUUGUUUUAAAAAUGACAUCAUUAUUAUACAUAGUUUAUAAUAAUCCCCCAUUGAAUUAAAUUUUGGUGAACUAUUUUUUGAAAAAAUGUAAGAAUUUAAGCAAAAAAUUUUAUUAAUAUCCUAAACUUAGGAAUCAUAAAUUUUGAAUAGAAUUUUUUAGAAUAAAAUAGAACAAAUUUAAAAUUGGAUAUCAUUGAUUAAAAAGAUGGCUAACUUUAAAUAUGCUUAUUAUAUAAAAUAUUUAUUAGUUUCAUAAUCUAGAUUAAAAAAAAUAAUAAAAAGUAAAAAGCUUUAUGAUCAAAUUAUUUAAUUAAUGAAAGAAGCUGAAUAAUUUUAAGUUUGUAGUUUGACUUUAAACAUAUUUUAUAAAGAUGAAAUCGAAAAAUUUAUAUUCGAGUUUAAUUAAAUGAAACUUUAAAUAAUAGAAUGGAAUAUACAUUUAUAAGAAGAUGAAUUAUGUCAAUAGGUGCUUAUAUUAAUAAAAUAAAAUAUUAAAUUGAAAAGAAUGAAUAAAAAUCUUGAAAUCUUUAAUUCAGUAAUUUAUGUUUUUUUAAAUUUAAGUUAAAAGAAGGUGAAAAUUUAGAAAAGAAACAGUAAUUUUAAGGAUAAGAAUUGAUAUGUAAAUUGAAGUUAUCAUUAUAACUUAAUAGUCAUAUUAUAAAUCAAAUAAAAGAAUCUUCAGAGAUAAAAAGUGAUGAGUACAUUAAAUAUUAGUACAAUAAAUUUAUUAUUUUGAAAGACUAUUUUUUAAAUUUAUAUUAUGAUGCUUAAUGA
Messenger RNA from Paramecium sonneborni, 1525 nucleotides. Lineage: Eukaryota; Ciliophora; Oligohymenophorea; Peniculida; Parameciidae. The record is from the annotation of a GenBank genome assembly.